This is a messenger RNA of Styela clava, 597 nucleotides long. Lineage: Eukaryota; Metazoa; Chordata; Ascidiacea; Stolidobranchia; Styelidae. The record is from RefSeq and is a predicted model, not a curated record.
AUAGAAUGGGCCUACGUCAACACCAACCAUCUCCCGUAGAGGAAGAAGAGAAAACAUUGAGAAAAAAGGUUGAAUUCAAAGCAAAUAAAGUAAUUCAGGGAAAACCAUUCAAACCAGCUAUUGAAAAUAAGAAACACACAGAAACUCAGGAAUUUUCUCUUAACACUGAACGACGUGCUGUGGAACGAAAGGAAUUCGAUGAAUUGUUGAAACAGAAGGAGAUUGAAAUCCAAGUCAGGAACGAAACAGUGAAAAUAUAUCCAUCCAUCUAUUGGCUCACUUUAUUUUCCUAUUUUCCUGCCUAUUUUCAUAUUGUCCUAUUUCUAUUGUUGUGUUCUAUUUGUAGAUAUUGAUGCCUAUUCUUUUAUUAUACUUUCGUAAAUGCACAUUCCUUAAGUAUAAUGGAUGCAUCUGGAAAUGCCCAUAUCUUGGCUAUUUUGGGAUUCAUCUUUGCUAUUCAGUGUGUUCCUAAAUAUUCUAAAAUUUUUCGCUAUAGUAGAAAACUGAAAACCAGGAUCUCAGACCACAUCAGGGAUAUCCGAAAAAAGGCCCCAACACCAGUUGCAAAUCACUUCACCAACUGAGUUAUACAGGAAA